Messenger RNA from Cercopithifilaria johnstoni, 1416 nucleotides. The record is from the annotation of a GenBank genome assembly. NCBI's taxonomy places the organism in Eukaryota, Metazoa, Nematoda, Chromadorea, Rhabditida, Onchocercidae.
AUGGAAGUUGCGAAAUUCGAAAGGCGACAAAAAGAUAACACUGUGUUAAAUCCCGACGAAAAUGGUCGAUAUUAUGAAGGUGAUAUUGUUUUGGAUGCACAACAAGCACAUGAGAUUUAUGAGAGAAUGCUACAACAUGGAAAACGUACAAAACGGAAAUUUAUUCGUUCCGAAUUACGUCGAUGGGAUUCUCAUAAACCGAUCAUUUACAGUUUCGAUGGAUCACAUACUGCACGUGAGCAACGGGUAAUUGAAUUGGCGCUUGAACAUUGGCACAAUAUAACAUGUUUGAAUUUUGAACGCAGAGAUAAUGAGAUUCAAGAAAACCGAAUCGUCUUUACGGAUGUGGAUGGAUGUGCUUCCAAUGUUGGUAGGCACCCACUUGGCGAGCCACAAUUUGUCUCACUGGCACCGGAAUGCAUCCGAUUAGGAGUGAUAGCACAUGAAGUGGCGCAUGCAUUGGGUUUUUGGCAUGAGCAAUCGCGACCUGAUCGUGAUAACUAUGUUACCGUUCGCUGGGAAAAUAUCGAUCGUGAUAGUAAGGGACAGUUUCUAAAAGAAAUGCCAGUUGAUGUGGAUAACGGUGGUGUACCCUAUGAUUACGGUAGUAUUAUGCAUUACAGGAGUAAGGCAUUCGGUAGAUAUGACGAUUUGUUUACAUUGAAUACAAACAUUGUGGAUUAUCAAAAGACCAUUGGACAGCGAGAUCAAUUAUCAUUCAAUGAUAUCCGUCUCAUGAAUGUGAUCUAUUGUAGCGAUUCAUGUGCAAAGAAAUUACCCUGUCAACGUGGAGGUUACACGGAUCCAAGACGAUGUGGACGAUGUCGUUGUCCAGAUGGAUUCACUGGAAAACUUUGUGAACGGGUAAUGCCAGGAUUUGGAGCAGAUUGUGGUGGCCGUAUGGAAUUGACAACAAGUUGGAAGCGUAUAACAAGCCCAAACUAUCCCAGAGAUUUUAAAGAGGGACAGGAAUGUAGUUGGCUUUUGGUAGCUCCACCUGGUCAACGUGUACAGUUACGCUUCUAUGGUGAAUUCGAGAUGUACUGCAAGGUGCGCCAUUCACUCUGCAUGGAUUAUAUCGAAAUACGCAAUUCAACCGAUUUCGCUAAUACCGGAAUGAGAUAUUGUUGCUAUGGAACGCCGCAAUCAACGAUUAUGUCAGCUACUGAGGACAUGUUGGUGCUAUUCCGAUCAUUCUACCGCGGUGGCAAAGGUUUCCAGGCGCAGGUACGCGCCCUACCAACAACUGGUUCGUUCUUGGCGCGGUCCGAGUGGUAUGCGUGCAAAGCAUCGUGUGACGCCUGCGGUAUCAGGCACUAUCGACGAAUCUGUGUCGAUGUGUUGAACAAUCGGACAAUGAGGUCUACAAAUAAGCCCGAUGCAAAUGUGAACAAACACACUAAAGGAGAUUCCUAA